Messenger RNA from Chlamydomonas reinhardtii, 3684 nucleotides. RefSeq lists its product as uncharacterized. Gene Ontology annotation, molecular function: oxidoreductase activity, acting on the CH-CH group of donors; flavin adenine dinucleotide binding. Bases 84 to 3023 code for a protein of 979 amino acids. NCBI's taxonomy places the organism in Eukaryota, Viridiplantae, Chlorophyta, Chlorophyceae, Chlamydomonadales, Chlamydomonadaceae. The transcript is spliced from 17 exons. The record is from RefSeq and is a predicted model, not a curated record.
AUCUCACACGUAGCGGCACAUCGCAGCUGACAUGCAGCGCGGGCACGCGAAAGACUAGUCACUGCAAACUGCCUCUGAGGACCAUGUCGUCGUUCUCUACGCUCCAGUCGCUGGGGCCAGUCCGUUCCGGGCACCAGAUAGACACACAGAAACUAGAGUCAUAUCUCCGACAGCAGCUGCCUGAGCUCUUCCGUGGAGCAAAUGCGUCCUCGGGCCUCGGCGUGCAGCAGUUCAGUCACGGCCAGAGCAACCCGACGUUCCUGGUGACAAUCGGUCAAACCAAGUUGGUUCUGCGCAAGAAGCCGCCCGGCAAGCUGCUCGCGAGCGCGCACGCGGUGGAAAGGGAGCACGCGGUGCUCGCGGCGCUCUCCCCCUCCGGCUUCCCUGUGCCUCGCGCGGUGCACCUGUGCGCCGGCAACGAGCCGCUGGGCACUCCCUUCUAUUUGAUGGAGUGCGCCGAGGGCCGCGUGUUCCUGGAUCCCAACCUGCCCGAGCUGGCGCCGGGGCAGCGCAGCGCCGUGUACAGACACAUGGCGCAGGUGUUGGCCCGGCUGCACUCGCUGGACCCCUCCGGCCUGGGCCUGGCCCCCGGGUACGGCAAUCCCGACCACUACUGCGCGCGGCAGCUGAGGAGGUGGUCGGAGCAGUACCGCGCCUCGGUGCCGCAGCCCAUGCCCGAGGUGCUCCGCCUGAUGGACUGGCUGGGGGCCCACGUGCCGCCCGGGGACGCCCGGCCCACACGGCCCGCGGUGGUGCACGGAGACUACCGCCUCGACAACAUCGUGUUCCGGCCCGACCCCAGCGGCUCCUUCACUCCCCUGGCGGUGCUGGACUGGGAGCUCAGCACGCUGGGCAACCCCUGGGCCGAUGUGGCCUACAACUGCCUGCCCUACCACCUGCCGCCGCACAUCACAGUGCUGCAGCGCCUGCGCCGAGGGGCGGCAGGGGCGGGCGGGGCGGGCGGGGCGGGAGGGGCAGGCGGCGGCGGCGGCGACACGGGGCCGCUGCCGGCGGGUGUGCCCAACGAGCAGGAGUACCUGGGCUGGUACUGCGCGGCCGCGGGCGUGGCGCCGCCUCCCGCCGGCGACUGGGCGUUCUACCUGGCUCUGUCGCUGUUCCGGCUGCUCGCCAUUCUGGCGGGGGUGCAGGCUCGCGCCAAGCAGGGCAACGCCUCCUCCGCCAACGCCGCCCGCGUGGCCUCAGACGAGGUCCUGAGGGCGCUGGCGGAGUCGGCCCUGGCCAUCAUUCACCGCGCCGACGGCAGCAACAGCGGCAGCAGCAGCAGCGGCGGCAGCAGCAGCAGCGGCAGUAGCAGCAGUAGCAGCGGCUGCGCCUGCCGCAGCCCCUCCUGCACCUGCGAGCGGGAGGGCAAGCCCGCGGGCGGGCCGAGCCGCACGUGCGCCUGCAGCGGCUGCACCAGCGGCCCGGCGCCACCUGCGGCCGCCGCCACCACCAGCACCACCGCCCCCGCCAGCACCACCAGCACCACCAGCACCACCACCGCCACCACCGCCUCCGCCCCUGCCGCCGCCGCGGCGGGCGGGCUGCUGGGUCUGUCGCCUCGGGCCGCGGAGCUGCGCCUGCGCCUGGCGGCGUUUAUGGAGGAGCACGUGUACCCGGCGGAGGAGGCGCUGGAGGCCAGGGCCAUGGGACCCGAGUCCACCCGCUGGACCAUCCACCCGCUGAUGGAGGAGCUCAAGACGCGGGCCAAGAAGGCCGGCCUGUGGAACCUGUGGCUCCCCGCCCCCAUCGCCGCCAACCUGGGCUGGCUUCGGGACGAGCUGCUCGCCUCCGCCUCCGCCUCCACCCCCACCUCCACCCCCACCUCCACCUCCACCCCCACUCCGGGGGCGCAGCCGGCGUCCGCCGCUGCCGCCGCCGCAGCUGCUGCUGACGAGCUGGAGGCGGCGGCUGUGGACGCGGGCGUGCUGCUGGGUGCGGGCCUGUCCAACCUGGACUACGGCCACCUGUGUGAGCUCAUGGGGCGCAGCGCAUGGGCCCCCGAGGUCUUCAACUGCUCCGCGCCCGACACAGGCAACAUGGAGGUGCUGGCCAAGUACGGCACCCGCGAGCAGCAGCGCGCCUGGCUGCUGCCGCUGCUGCGCGGCCGCAUCCGCUCCUGCUUCGCCAUGACUGAGAAGGCCGUGGCCAGCAGCGACGCCACCAACAUCACAGCCACCAUCGCGCGCAGCCCCUGCGGCGGCUCCUACACGGUGUCGGGCGUCAAGUGGUGGACCAGCGGCGCCUGCGACCCGCGCUGCCGCAUCGCCAUCUUCAUGGGCAAGACCGACGCCGCGGCGGCGCCGCACCGGCAGCAGUCCAUGGUGCUCGUGCCCAUGGACGCACCCGGCGUCAAGGUGGUUCGGCCCAUGCUGGUGUUUGGCUACGACGACGCGCCGCACGGCCACGCCGAGGUGCACUUCACGCACGUCACGGUGCCGGCCGCCAACCUCAUCCUGGGCGAGGGCCGCGGCUUCGAGAUCGCACAGGGCCGCCUGGGCCCGGGCCGCCUGCACCACUGCAUGCGGCUGGUGGGCGCGGGCGAGCGGGCCAUUGAGCUCAUGGCGCGGCGGGGAGCGGAGCGGCGCGUGUUCGGCGGGCCGCUGGCGGCGCAGGGCGCCUUCCGAGCGCAGCUGGCCAAGUGCAGGAUCGACGUGGACGGCGCCCGGCUGCUGGUGCUGGCGGCGGCGGACGCGCUGGACCGGCACGGCUUCAAGGGCGCGGCGGCGGCCAUCGGCGCCGCCAAAGUGGCGGCGCCCAACGCCGUGCUGCGGGUGCUGGAUGCCGCUAUCCAGGCGCACGGCGGCGCGGGUGUGAGCCAGGACUUUGUGCUGGCGCGGCUGUGGACGGCGGCGCGCACCCUGCGCAUCGCCGACGGCCCGGACGAGGUGCACCUGGGCACCAUUGCCAAGCUGGAGAUGAAGCGCCUGGGGCUGCUGCCGGGAGCGGGAGGAGCAGGGGGAGGAGGAGCAGGAGGAGGUGGAGGAGGGGGAGGGGGAGGGAAGCAGCGGUCCAAGCUGUGAGAGGGAUCGCGGUGGUGUUCGCGGGGGGUGGGGUGGGUGGAGGCGGGCUGGGGACGGUGGGACUGGAGUUUUGUUUUGUGGGUAUGGGAGGGCAGGUACGGUGGUGCGGCGGUCAGGGCCGUUAAGGCUGGGGCUGUGGGGCAUGGCCGUGUGUGUUGAACUGAGGGGCUGAUGAGCUGUGCGUGAGGACUGAGGAGGGCCGCUCAUGCUGGGGGCGUACGUAAGAGCACCGGGAGGGGGGGGCAGCAGGAUGCAGUAGCGCGGGGCCGCAGAGCAGCAGAGCGGAAAGGACCAGGGAGGCGGGGCGGGGUCAAGUGAUGGGAGAAGCGGCUGAUUCUAGGAUGCGAAGCGCGAGGUGUGUGCUUGGUACAUACCGAGAUACCGAGAUACAGAGUUGCCGAGAUCAAAGUCUUGCAAGAGGGGAGCAAGGCGAUGUGGGGUUGGACGGCAGGUGGAGGCUGACAAUAAGAUGUACGGCACAUCAUCGAGGCCGGUAGGUUGCGCGACCAUUCCUUUGGAGAGAACUGACGGUAUGGAUGCGGCGGUGAAACGCGGAGACGCGGAGAGACGCGGCCAUUCCGUCAUUCCGUGUUACACCACGCACGCACGUGCACAACUUACACAUGCACAAUUUGAUUAUUUGCAUCCCUCACAUACUCGA